This is a messenger RNA of Dimorphilus gyrociliatus, 649 nucleotides long. The record is from the annotation of a GenBank genome assembly. NCBI's taxonomy places the organism in Eukaryota, Metazoa, Annelida, Polychaeta, Dinophilidae.
AAUGAAUGAUGCGAUCGAGAAGCGGCGAAGAAGCCGAUCAGUAACCGUCAAAGUUAGAAUUAACAUGCUCUCAAAUCGCACAUCCCCGACGGAAGCAACGACAAGAACUGGAAUUCCCAUGAAGCUCAUUUGGCUACCAUAUACAAUCUUCAGUCUCAUUGUCGUUGCUCUAAUGGUAGCCUCUUUCGUUAGUUAUCACAAAAAGAAUGGACACAAAUAUAGAAGGCGACGGCAAGCUCUUUUAAAGAAUUUUAGCCUUCAGACUCUAGUUGAAAACAUUCACCAAGUUCGACGGAACACGCCAAAUUUUAAUCGACCUCCGCCUUGCCUCCCUGUUAAUCAUACGGCAGAACCCCUAUUGUCGGCCGAUUUUCAAGGUAGUAGUACAUUUCUUAGCGUUUCUAACGUUAUUGUACUCAUUCAUCAUGCAUUAUCAUUUUUACUCUUAACAGGCCGCGACGUUGUCGUUCAGCAAGUGGAAAAAAAGCGAAAGAAAAAAGAGAAGCGAGUGGAAUAUUUAUCCAAUUCGAACGGGUCGAUGAUUGAUUUAAGUUUGCAAAAAGACAUAGCAGCCACAUUCGGCACAAAAAGAGCUCAUAUUAGGCCUAAACAAACUGCUAUAUGGACUUUGCAUAAUGUCCAUAAGUAA